AUGCAUUUAAGAGAAGGAUCACCCGAUACCCAAAAGCGAGAGCGAAAGCUGGGAUUCUACGAAAAAUUCCGUGUGGCCCUCCACGACCUUGGUUAUUACAACAAUGUCUCAAUCAUUGCUCGGUAUUCCGAUACAAAAAAGAUCUUGAAUUCAUGGCCUCAGUCGAUUCUCCGCGGGUUUAGCUAUGCUAUUCAAAACCACCCUGAAUUGUCGACAACGGUCAUUCGGGAUGAAGAUGAGACUCUUUACUUCCAACGCCUCUCGACAGUCAACCUCGAGCAGCUUGUUACUUUUAAGUCUCUAGAAGAUAUUGAAGGAGAAGGAGUGGACGCGAAGUUAAUAACGUUAAGUACCAGCGAGAACAACAAAGGAUUCCAGAAUACUUCAACGACACCGUCAUGGAGGGCUAUUGCGCUGCGGGAGUCGAGUGACUCCUUUAGGAUCGCUUUCAUUUGGCACCAUGUGAUAGGGGAUGGCAGAAGCGGUUUAGCUAUUCAUAAAACUCUUCUCGAGGCAUUCCGGCUGUUCGAGGAUGAUAUGGACUGCAAGAGUAACCGGCCGGCUACCACACUCGACUUUACACGCGUGCCAGCGUCAAUAAAACAGCUGUUCGCAUCGAUGGAAGAAAUGCUCCCGAAUUCAUCCGCUCCUGUACCAACAAGUCCUCUUCAAGGUAAAAAAUGGGCGGGGGAAAAUUACAGCGACCAUAGUCCGAUCCUUACAGAGCUAGGACACAUCAGGAUAUCGGCAAAUUCCGUGGAAAAGGUUCUCACCAAAUGUCGAAAGUAUGGGACAACAAUGACAGCACUUCUCCAAGCUAUUGUGGCAAAAGCUUUGCUAGAUCAAGUUCCCUAUGACCGCAUCCGCACGGCCGUAGCGGUUUCUCUCCGCAGGUUUUUUGAUCCAACUCUUGGAAUUGAUGAUUCUGUCAUGGGAUUAUGGAUAAGCACAUACACUACCGAAUACCAUAAAACACAGUUUCAUCAGAACGCCGAGGGACUUGACAAUUUAUGGCAAAUUUCUCGGGAAAAUACAGCACAGAUAAAAAGGGUGGUAGAGAACGGUGGGAAGGACGUCGAAAUUAUGGGUCUCGUGGGCGUAAACGAUUAUAGCGCUGCGGUCAAAUCAAGGGUCGGACAACCACGCGAUAAUAGUUUUGGACUUACGAAUCUCGGGGUUUUUAAGGCGGCGUCCACAAACGAAAAAUAUGGAGGUAUUAUACUUGACGACAUGUUUUUUUCACAAUCAUGUCAUGCGAAUGGUGCGGCAUUCCAGAUUUGUAUCGUAACGGUACAGGACGGCGAUAUGAACAUCGUUUUUAAUUGGCAGAAGGGGAUGGUUAGGCAUGAGGAAAUAGGUGGUGUUCUGAGCGGGGUAAAGGAUUUGAUGGGGCAAAUCACCUCUAGUGAAUGA
Molecule: messenger RNA, 1413 nt
Organism: Orbilia oligospora ATCC 24927
Lineage: Eukaryota; Fungi; Ascomycota; Orbiliomycetes; Orbiliales; Orbiliaceae
Exons: 2
Coding region: 1-1413 (470 amino acids)
Molecular function (GO): N-acetyltransferase activity
Source: RefSeq, a predicted model, not a curated record